Blepharisma stoltei is the source of this 1916-nucleotide messenger RNA. The record is from the annotation of a GenBank genome assembly. NCBI's taxonomy places the organism in Eukaryota, Ciliophora, Heterotrichea, Heterotrichida, Blepharismidae.
AUGGAAGAAACACAGAACAUAGAGACUUUGAACUUUACAAUAGACCCAAACGAGCCAGUUACACAGAUAGAAAGCUUUUGUCCAAAUUGUGAAGGGCAGGGUAUUACUCGUUUACUUCUUUGCAGUAUUCCAUUUUUCAAAGAUAUAGUAGUGUCCUCUUUCACUUGUGAAACCUGUGGCUAUCGUAACAACGACGUCCAAAAUGCUUCCACAUUAGCUGAAAAAGGCUGCAGAAUUUUCUUAUCCCCUUUAUGAUCUAGCAUAAUAUUUAAUUAUUUUAUAGCAAAAAUGUCUAUUAUUUUAAAAAUGUUUUACUAGGGAGCUAGCAGUCUCCAACAAACAAACGUUAAAUCGUGAAGUCGUAAAAUCAGAGUACGCAACCAUAACAAUCCCUGAAAUCCAACUCGAAAUCCCAGCAUCCACACAAAAAGGUAGCUUAAACACAAUUGAAGGAAUUUUGAAAAAAUCCAGAGAUGAUUUAUCAGCUCUUCAAGAAGAAAGAAGGCAAGUUGACCCUGAAUUAGCCACAAAACUUGACGCUUUCUUAGAAAAUCUAAAUAAUCUUAUUCAUGGAAGAAUUCCUUUUACGCUCAUCUUAGACGACCCUUCAGGAAACAGCUUUAUAUCAUUUGAUGCAUCAAGAUACAAUAUUGCUGAAAAUGAUCCUGCUUUAAGAAUUGAGUAUUAUAUUUAUUACUUAUAAAGAAGUCUCCUGAGACCUGUAUCCCACUGAUCGCUUUCAUUAAUAUCAGUCCGUGAGGCCUUGUAUUGAUCCUUCAAAAAACCUGCAGAAGUUAGAGAUCCUAGCCCACAAGGACAUAACGCUUGGCAUUGCUUUAGGGAGAUGCCCGAUUAGCUUAAUGAAUGGCUGAGCCUCCCCUUAUGGAGAAACCAAUCUUGAACAAAGAAGAGAUAACUGCUAGCAGUACAUGCCGAUUUGCCACGUCGUUUUAAUAUAUAUGCUCCCUAAGAAAUGAGCACUACACAAGAACCAAAGAACAAAUGGUCUCAAUGGGAUACAUGGCAGACGAUGUUGACGUUUUAACUGACAAACUAGACAACACAAACCUAGAAGACAAAAUUUCAGCACAAAACCAUGACUUCGCCAAACCUCUUGACGAAAGCAAAAUUACUGAAGAGCCUGUAGAAAUGCCAACAGAAUGCUAUGCUUGCCAUCAGCCUGGUACCGUAAAAAUGUGUGUCACAAAUAUCCCACAUUUUAAAGAAACUGUUGUGAUGGCUUUUCAAUGCGAUUAUUGUGGGGCAAAAUCCAAUGAAGUUAAAGGCGGAGGAGAAAUUUCACCUUUAGCAAGAAGAAUUGAGCUGAGAGUGCAGUCUGUAGAGGACAUGAAAAGAGAUAUGCAUUUAUAUAGAUUUUAAUAUAUAUUGUAUAACAAUUAAUGCUUUAAUGAUACUUUUAGAAUUUAAUUAUUAUAAUUGGUGGGUAUUUUAUAUUAUCAGACUUAUUAUAAAUAUUUUAGUAUAUUUGAAAAAGAUUUUUUUAUUUUUAAUAAUUCAGUACAAAAUAAUAUAUUAUUAAGUCAGAGACAUGCAGCUUAGACAUCCCUGAACUUGGCUUAACCUUACAACCAGGAACUCUAGGUGGAUUAAUUACUACUUUAGAAGGAGCUCUUGUAAAAAUCCACCACGAAUUAUGCAGAAAUGUAGGCUUUGGAAUGGGAGAUAGCGACACACCUGAAGACUCUAAUAAGAUGGCAGUGUUUUUGAAUAAACUAAAGAACUGCAAGCACGUAAAUGAGCCAUUUACUUUUAUUUUAGAUGACCCAUUAGCUAAUAGCUUUAUAUCAAGUCCUAUAGAGAAUGACCCACAAAUAAUAAUUACAGAUUAUCCGAGGACUGAAGAACAAAAUGAAGAACUUGGCCUAGCAGAUAUGGUACUAGAUAAUUAUUCAUAA